AUGGUUUCUAUUGUCCAGUAUGUUAAUGAAUGUUCUCAGGACCCACCAGUCUGUGGCCCUCACAACCAAUGCAACAACACCCGAGGGAGUUUCACCUGCCAAUGUUCUCCAGGUUAUUCUUCCCCCAGUGGGACCUCUUGGAAACCUGGUGACUCCCACACCUUGGACUGCACAGAAAAUCUCAUCAGCUGCCAGCCCAGGAUUCUGCAACGAGACGAUUUCAAAAGUCUGUGCGGCAACAGCACCCAGCACGGAAACCAACAAAACAACAGAUUUUGCACCUUCCUGAAUGAGACCUCAAAGACCCUGGAAUCUGCAUGCGGCAAUGGAAAUCAGUCAAUAUCGCUGAAGGAAGUCUCCACCUCUAUCGAUUUGCUUUUCUAUGCCACUGCCCAGCAGUCUAAUGGGAGCAAGGAGGAGGUCGCAUUGGUAGCCACUAUCUUUCUGCAGAGCGUAGAAUCAGCAGCUUUGGCAACUGCUCGGAAAAGCCCCGGGAACAAGACACAGACUAUCACGGGAGAGACAAUGACCAUCGUGGCCCAGCGGGUUACGGAUAACUGCAGUCGGGCAGGGAAGAUGAUCGAACUGAACGCUGAAAACGAGUUGAUGAGCAUUGACUGCAUGACAGUGGUUGGCGCCAGGGAACAAGGCUCCGGAGUCAUUGCCUUCAUAUCGUAUGCCACUCUCGAGUCCAUCCUGAACAAUAACUUUAUCGACCAGCAAAACCUGAGAGAGGAUGUCAAACUGGGUAGCACUAUGCUGAAUUCGAAGGUAGUGAGUGGGACCAUUGGGAAACCCGGACCCCUCUCCAAACCUUUCAACUUCACCCUGGAGCAUAAACAGAAAAAGGAAAUGGAAGACAAGAUUAUCUGUGUUUUCUGGAAUCUCACUGGUCCCUGGUUUACUGAAGGCUGCAGACUUCUCCGUGAAAACAGCACUCACACCACCUGCACCUGUAAUCACCUGUCCAGCUUUGCCAUCCUGAUGGCUUCACAUGCUAUCAAGGAGAGUUAUCCACUGACCAUCAUCACCUAUGUGGGACUGACCCUCUCCCUUCUCUGCCUCUUCCUUGCCAUCCUCACCUUCCUCCUGUGCCGCUCCAUCCGCAACAUCAGCACCUCCCUUCACCUGCAGCUCUGCCUCUGCCUCUUCCUGGCCGACCUGCUCUUCCUCACCACAGUGAACAGUGUCACCAAUGAGGUGGUGUGUGCUGUCAUUGCUGGCCUUCUACACUAUCUCUUCCUGGCCUGCUUCAGCUGGAUGUUACUAGAGGGGCUGCACCUCUUCCUCACCGUCAGGAACCUGAAGGUCGUGAAUUACACCAGUGCCAGCCAGUUCAAGAAGAGAUUCGUGUACCCGUUUGGCUAUGGAUUCCCAGCCCUGGUGGUGGCUAUUUCUGCAGCGGUGAAUCCUGGUGGCUACGGAACUUCCAAACACUGCUGGCUCACAAUAGAGGGAGGCUUCAUCUGGAGUUUCCUUGGACCGGUCUGCCUUAUUAUUGUGAUGAAUUUAACAUUUUUUAUCACAACCCUCUGGAUCCUGAGAGACAAAAUCUCCUCCCUCAAUGCAGAUGUCUCCACCCUCAAAAACACAAGCAAGCUCAAACCAUCUCUGACCGUGGAGGAAAACCGUGAGCUCCUUGGUCAGUGCUUCAAAAGUUUAUUUCCCCUUCCUCCCUUGGAGAAGAUGAAAGAGGAAGACGGGACAGCAAAGGAUGCUCUGCAUAUACAACUCCUCAGGAAAUGGUUCAGUUCGGGGAAGGAGUGGGAGAGAGAAUGGGCCUUGCAGGCCAGCACCCAGCUGCAGACUGCCUAUCAAGAGGUAGUUCAUAGCACAUAUGAUCCCGAGCUUUCGUCACGGCAGUUUGGGGUUGAGCUCUCCCGACUGACCAAUGAGGAGCGAGCGGUGCCACUGGUGGUGGAGAAGCUCAUAAACUACAUUGAAAUGCAUGGAUUGUACACCGAGGGCAUUUACAGGAAGUCAGGCUCAACCAAUAAGAUAAAGGAGCUCCGACAGGGUCUUGAUACAGAUAUUGACAAUGUGAAUCUAGAUGACUACAAUAUUCAUGUCAUUGCCAGUGUGUUCAAACAGUGGCUGAGAGAUUUGCCCAAUCCCCUCAUGACCUUCGAACUCUACGAGGAAUUUCUGCAAGCUAUGGGCCUGCAGGAGAGGAAGGAGACCAUCCGAGGCGUGUACUCUGUCAUUGAUCAGCUCUCUCGCACCCACCUCAGUACCCUGGAACGCCUCAUCUUUCACCUUGUGAGGAUUGCCCUGCAGGAAGAGACCAAUCGAAUGUCAGCUAAUGCCCUGGCCAUUGUGUUUGCUCCCUGUAUUCUCCGCUGUCCUGACACAACUGACCCACUGCAGAUCGUUCAGGACAUCAGUAAAACAACCACCUGUGUGGAGUUGAUUGUCGUAGAGCAGAUGAAUAAAUACAGGGCUCGUCUCACGGACAUCAACAGCCUGGAGUUUGCUGAGAACAAAGCAAAAAGCAGGCUGUCUUUGAUCCGCAGAUCAGUGACUCAGGAAACUUUUCAUCAGUUUGGAUCUCUGAUUGGAGCAGUAGCACCAUACAGCUGUGAUUCACUGGCCACGUCUCGUCAGUGGGUGGUUGACUGUAUCAGCUGCCUUCUCUGUAUACAAGGCCAGCCCAUGAACCUGGGGUCAGCGGAGGAGGAGCUGAGAUGUCUCCGUGAAGAACUAACAGCAGCUCCGGACCCCGAGGCUCUGUUUCAGGCAUCUUCCAAAAUGGCCAGGGUUGUUAGUGAGUACUUUCCCCCAGAACAGGCCACAGCCUUUAUUGAGGCCACAGUGGAAAGUAUGCUGUCUGCCAGCCCCACCUGUGCCACGGCAGCUGGACUGUGGAUGAAGGUUAUACUGAAGGAGUGUGGAGAUGCCAUGCCUGAUAAGGUGCCAGCUAUUGUGGAUAUAAUAUAUAGCCACAUGGCUACUAUCCAGGAGGGCAGCUUGAGGCAAUUCCUGCUGGAGGCAGUGUCUAUUUUAGCUCACCAUCACCUAGAGGCAGUGAUCUCCAGCCUACUCAGCAACCAUCUGCCAAUGGACAGUGACACCAGUGAGCUGUGGAGAUCUCUAGGGGGAGAGCCCUUGCUUGCCACUCAAGUCUUACAGGUCCUAAUAGAAAAAAUAAAGACGUCAACAAGCCAAGAAGGCAGCAUCACCUCAGAGACUGAAACUGACAGGCAUUUGGCAGCUGCUGAACCUCUCUCAGCAACAUGUGCCAUCUUUGAGGUGGUGUCAGCAUUGCAGUCGAGCAAAGCUGUGCGGGAGCUGCUCCCAGAGUGGUUUCCUGUUCUCCUGCAGCAGGUCAGCCGAACCUCAGGACAAAAGAUGCCUUUGCCAAGGAUAAGAAGCCGGAGCCUAUUCCAAAAAGACCAACAACAUACUGAGGGCAACCCUUGCUG
Messenger RNA from Mauremys mutica (yellowpond turtle), 3422 nucleotides. RefSeq lists its product as uncharacterized. The record is from RefSeq and is a predicted model, not a curated record. The annotation marks the transcript as partial. The transcript has 25 exons. Gene Ontology annotation, biological process: intracellular signal transduction; G protein-coupled receptor signaling pathway; cell surface receptor signaling pathway. Gene Ontology annotation, cellular component: membrane. Lineage: Eukaryota; Metazoa; Chordata; Testudines; Geoemydidae. Gene Ontology annotation, molecular function: G protein-coupled receptor activity; GTPase activator activity; microfilament motor activity.